This is a messenger RNA of Strongylocentrotus purpuratus (purple sea urchin), 3985 nucleotides long. RefSeq names its product unconventional myosin-XVIIIa-like. The coding region runs from base 360 to 3959 and encodes 1199 amino acids. Gene Ontology annotation, molecular function: ATP binding; actin filament binding; microfilament motor activity. Gene Ontology annotation, biological process: actin filament organization; vesicle transport along actin filament. The transcript has 19 exons. Lineage: Eukaryota; Metazoa; Echinodermata; Echinoidea; Camarodonta; Strongylocentrotidae. The record is from RefSeq and is a predicted model, not a curated record. Gene Ontology annotation, cellular component: vesicle; actin cytoskeleton; cytoplasm.
UCAAAACAGACGAUGGUUGAGGAGGCGACGAGUUACCGAUUGAGUGGGAAACACGGAGGGUAGUUUUGUAAUGCUGCUCUGCCCGAGUAUCGGCUGGAAACCCUGGUAGAGUUUGGGCACACACUCCAGUCGAGAGUGGAGAAAGGCAGAAGGAUCAAAGAUCGCGUCAAUGCAAUGGCAAUGGUGAAUGGGCCUAUGGGCAUGAUCAUGCUAAAUAGUUUCUUGAGUCGCCUCCCGAAGUCGACAUAGAUUUAGAGUAGAGGGGUGGACAAUUCAUCGACAUCAUGGAAUAAAGCUGAAAUGCUAAAGGACUUCUUUCAAAUCUGAUUACACUUGGAUGUACUAAGGAUUAAACCACCAUGUUCAGUUUUAAGAAGAAGGAUAAAGAGAAGAAGGAGAAGAAGAAGGAGUCUAAGCGAAACAAGGAAAUGUCUCAGGAAGAGUUGAGUCGCCUGGAAGACAUCAAGAAGGGCCUCAAGAAGUCGAGUUCUCGUCACAAGGCGGGGGCGCCCAGUCAUCUUCCAGUCAAGUCCCACGCCUACACGGUCCCUGAAGAACACAGCAAUGGUCAGUACAGCAUGGAAAUCAGUCUGGGUGUCAAUGAGAGGAGCGUUGACGGUCCCUUGACCAGCCCAAGCGGGAGUGAUGCAAGUGGGGCUUCCACGCCUGGUUACGAAAAGGGAAGCACGGGAGAUGUCAGGAUACUACCUGCUUCUGCGCCUCCCCUUGAAAAUAUAGCCGAAGAGACGCGGCACACCAAGGAGGCAACGUUCGAGAAAAAGCGCAAGUCUUCUAAAGGGAAAGGGAUUCUGAAGCUUAGGUCGUCCAGUCAUGCGUCUACAGAUGCUCCUGUCAACGAGGUGGUUGUGAAGGUCAAUGAUACAGUGCUCUUGGCUAAAAAUACUGCGUUUAAUGAGAGGGUAGGAGAUGAAGUGGAUGGAGAGCUUGGGUACCAGAUACCACAUCCCAAAGCUGAACCAGAAGCCCCUGGUGAAAAGACAUUCAAUGUUGAUUUACGCCUUCCGGUAGUUGCUCCGCCCAAGCCCCCUCGAGCAAGAGACGUCAUUCUUAGUCGCCAACCCAACGGUGGAUUUGGAUUCACGCUACGCAGAACCAAUAUCGAAGAGCGCUCCGGACCUGAUGGAGCCAUAACUCGUCGACAGGUUCAUUUUGCUGAACCGAGUGCAACUCAGCGAGAAAAUGCAACUGGACUACUGCCGGGUGACCGCCUUGUGGAAGUUAAUGGAACUAACGUGGAGAAUAGUCCUCGAGAUGGCAUCAUUGAGUUGAUCCGGAGUUCAGGUGAUGCGGUGACCCUCAAAGUCCAGCCCAUCCCAGAGCUGAUUGAGUUGAGCAUGAGGUCUGGGAUGGACGGGUCUGAGGUUCAUUUUGAGGAACAGCUCUUGAAAACAGGAACGUUGGCCAGGAGUGCCAGUCUAAGGCACAAGGACAAAAAGGCCAAGAGCGAUGAACAGCUGGCCCAGGAGAAGGCGUGGCUGGAGGCGGAGAGGGUGUGGUUGGUCCACCGAGGGGGCUUCUCCUCAGCCAAGAGACUGGCCAGGACGCCCAAUGGGGUAUCAGCAGGCGAGGAUAGCAACCAGCUGAUGAUGGGCGAAGGAAAGGUCAAGGUCAAACUGGAGCAAGGUGAAGAGGUUCUGGAGGUGGAGGAGGAAGAUGUAGAGAAGGCCAACCCUCCUCAAUUCGACCGAGCCGAGGAUCUAGCAACCCUGCAGUUCUUGAAUGAAUCAAGUGUCCUCCAUACCCUGAGACAGCGCUAUGGAGCCAACCUCAUCCAUAGCUACGCCGGGCGCAACCUGAUCGUCAUCAACCCUACACACCAGCUUUCUGUCUACUCGGACAAGCAUGCUAAGUCAGUUAUUCAGAUGUUCCGAGGCUGCAAGUUGGAAGACAUGCCCCCUCACAUCUACGCCUCUGCCCAGACGGCCUACCGGUCAAUGCAGUCCACCCGUAAGGACCAGUCCAUUGUCUUCAUGGGGAGGAGCGGAGGCGGUAAAUCGUGGAACGUCCGCCAUAUCCUGCAGUACUUGACCAUUGUAUCUGGCACAAACAACAACAUUGUCACAGUUGACAAGAUCACUGGAGUCACCACCCUCCUGGAUGCCUUUGGAGGGGCCAGGACCAUACAGAACACCAGCGCUACCCGAUGUGCUAGCAUCUACUCUCUAGACUUUGAUCACCUUGGACAGAUAGCUUCCAGCUCAUUGCAGAUCCUGAUGCUGGAGAAGUAUCGUAUCGUAAGGAAACCUCAGGAAGAGAGAGCCUUCAAUAUCUUCUACUACCUCAUGGCCGGCGCAGACUCGUCACUCAAUCAAGACCUGUCACUGCAUAAGAUGUCAAAGGAGAAUCCAUACAUUCGACCUCUACUGAAGAGUGAAGAGGUCGACCACGCGAAGUUGAUGUGGCAAAAGGUCGUCAAUUCUUGUCAGCUGCUCAACUUCACAGCUGAUGAAUGCAAGGGACUGUGGUGUGUCUUAGCUGCUAUCAUACACCUAGGGGCAGCCGGAGCAACAAAGGGAUCUGGAAGUGCCAAAGCCCAGUUCCUCCACCCAUCAGAAGCACAGAGAGCCGCCACCCUCCUGGGCGUGUCCCUGGAGGACCUCGCCCGGAACACCUUUAACCCCAAGGCCACCGGUACCCCGACCAGGUCCAACCUGAGAGCCAUCCCAUCCGAUGGAGGGUCCGAUGGAAGCGGGUCAGGGGGCGCUACGGAAGCCCUGGAAGGGAUGAUCUCGGGGCUGUACUCCGAGCUGGUCAAUGCUGUAGUAUCACUCGUGAACAGGGGUCUAUCAUCGACAUACCGCACCAAGUCCUCCAUCCUGGUCGUUGACCUCCCUGGUCUUCAGAUACCUGAUGGGUGUGGUCGUAAGACCGGAGCUAGCUUCCAAGAUCUCUGUAAUAACUACGCCCAAGAGAGGCUUCAGCUUCUCUUCCAUGAUACGUCAGUCACUCAGCAGAAAGAUAAAUAUGCUCAGGAGAAUAUAGAGGUUGAUCUUGGCAGGGAGAGCGAGGCAGAGUCUUCACCUGGUAUUAUGGUCAACCUUAUUGAUAGGCAACAAGGAUUGAUCCGUACUUCGAAUCCAGACCUGAGGAACACAGAUCAGAAAGGAAUCCUCUGGCUCCUGGACGAGGAAUCCAUCUUCCCAGGAGCCUCUGACGACUCCUUCCUGGAGCGCCUGUACCUUCACUACCAUGAAGAGGCUAACAGAUCUGAUGGUGCCAUCAAGCAGAGUACCAAUAAGAAAUCCUUCAUCUUGAAUCACAUCCAAGGCACUGUACCCAUCACCUACAACGCCACCAACUGGCUUCGACAGUCCAGGGAGCAUCCAGCCAUUCGCAGUGCAUCGGUCGUACUCCAAGAAUCACAGAAACCAAACAUCAGUCAUCUGUUCAUCAGCCUGUCGGGCUCCUUACCAAGCUCCAUGGUUGGGUCCGUCGCUGGCAUAGAGGGCAGCUCAUCGCUACGCAGAGCGUCCAGCAUACGCAGGGCUUGGACCAGCGGGACGGCAGCCAUCAAGAGGAAGUCCCUCUGUCUCCAGGCCAAGUACCAAGUGGAUGGCAUCAUUGAGAGCAUCCGCCGCACUCGUCUUCACUUCGUCCACUGUCUCCUUCCCCAUGCUGAUGCUGGUCUGUGUGAAGCUAGGAUCAUAGCAGGCAAACCCCCAAACUCCCCCUCUAACAACGACCUGCUCAAUGUACCCUUACUACGAUCUCAGGUCAGGGGGUCAAAGGUCAUGGCUGCUAUCAGAAUCUUCAGGUUUGGUUUUCCAGAGAGCAUGUUGUACCAAGAGUUCAGGUAUCGGUUUGAGAUCCUGGCCCCUACAGAAGCCAAGAUGCCUGAGCCUGUCAUGGAUGAAAAGAAGGCUGUAGGACUCCUUCUAACUCAUCUAGACCUGGACCAAUCUUCAUUCAGACUAGGACUAAGUCAGGUAAGAACUUGAAUAAAAAUUCCUGUGAUUCUGUUUUA